Messenger RNA from Meloidogyne enterolobii, 603 nucleotides. Lineage: Eukaryota; Metazoa; Nematoda; Chromadorea; Rhabditida; Meloidogynidae. The record is from the annotation of a GenBank genome assembly.
AUGAAUUUGUAUUAUAAAUGCUCAGAACAUUGUAAUGCAAAUGGGGCUAAUUGUAAAAAUGGUGGUUAUAGACAUCCACGUAAUUGUUCUACCUGUAUUUGCCCUGAUGGUUUUGGAAGUUUUGACUGUACAAGAAGAGCAACUCCAGUAUUUGGUGCUCCUCCUAAUUGUGGGGCAACAAUUAAAGCUCCAAUGGGUAAAAGAAUUCAAAUUCGUGUCAAAUCUGUUUCUGGUGCUUGUUCUGAUGGUUGUUUUUAUGGAGGAACAGAAAUUAAAGCACGCGAUUUUCUUAGAGUUGGAGCUAGAAUCUGUUGCCGUUCAGAUGUUCGUCCAUUGGGUAUUCUCUAUAGCAAUACAGAAUUAGCUAUUAUAAGCGUAUUUAGUCAAUAUAAAAAACAACAUUUUUCUAUUGAAUAUAAAAUUGUUGAUCCAUUAAAUGUCCCUCCAAAUGGUUUUGAUGAUUAUGAUAAUAUUAAUUGGAAAGAUAUUAAAGAAAACAAAAUUGAAGUUAAUAAAGAAGUUGAAAAAAAUAAAACAGAAAAAGUAAUUAAAGUUUGUAGAGAUGUUGCUACUAGAUGCUUUAGGUAAAAGAAAAUUAUUUAA